Molecule: messenger RNA, 318 nt
Organism: Cylicostephanus goldi
Lineage: Eukaryota; Metazoa; Nematoda; Chromadorea; Rhabditida; Strongylidae
Source: the annotation of a GenBank genome assembly
AUGUACCCACCUCAAACAUUUGUUCAGGGAACCUUGUGUGGUGGAGUAAUAUCAGUAGACUGCUGUCUCCGACGCGGAAUGCUAAAAAGUCGUUUUGAAACAACCUACGUCGCUCCAUCGCAUAUUAUUGUACGUGAUGUCACGACAAAUUCGAAGACAAAUCUGCUAUCACAAAAAGGAUAUGCCAUUGAUAAUCUCAAGGUAAUGGGAAGGGAUCGCUUUAUCGUCGCGUACACAGCAUCAUCACUGAUCAUAGCAAGUAUUGAAACAGGACUUGCUUCAGAAAUUGAGUGGCAAUCAGGAGGCAACGAAAAGUGA